UACGCCGACGGGUCGGCAGUCAUGGUAGCCGUCCCUGUUUUCAAGAUAUUCUUCAUCGCGAACGCGAUCGCGCUUUUCACGUCGCUGGCGGUUGUUCUCGUGCAGAUUACGAUUGUUCGGGGUGAGAUAAAGUCGGAGAGAAGGGUGGUUGAAGUGAUUAAUAAGUUGAUGUGGUUGGCGUCGGUUUGUACGACGGUUGCGUUUAUGUCGUCGUCUUAUAUUGUUGUGGGGCGUCAUCAUAGGUGGGCUGCUAUUGUGGUUACUUGUGUUGGAAGUUUUAUCAUGGUUAGUGUGCUUGGUUCGAUGACUUAUUAUGUUUGUAAAUCGAAAAGGUAUCGAAAGAUUAGGAAGAGGGAAAAGUUGUCGAAGAAUGGUGGAAUGAAUUCGUGGAGGCACUCGGAUUUGUCGGAUUCUGAUCAUGUAAAUCCAAUUUAUGCUAUUUGAUUGAUUUUGUAAGUAUGGAAAUUGGUCUCUCAUUUGAAAAGGAAACAAUAUUAAGAUUAAUUGAUUCA
Messenger RNA from Impatiens glandulifera, 512 nucleotides. RefSeq names its product ankyrin repeat-containing protein ITN1-like. Bases 22 to 444 code for a protein of 140 amino acids. The transcript has a single exon. Gene Ontology annotation, cellular component: plasma membrane. Gene Ontology annotation, molecular function: protein phosphatase 1 binding; protein phosphatase regulator activity. The record is from RefSeq and is a predicted model, not a curated record. NCBI's taxonomy places the organism in Eukaryota, Viridiplantae, Streptophyta, Magnoliopsida, Ericales, Balsaminaceae.